This is a messenger RNA of Pectinophora gossypiella (pink bollworm), 4788 nucleotides long. Its product is annotated as glucose dehydrogenase [FAD, quinone]-like. The coding region runs from base 228 to 2060 and encodes 610 amino acids. Gene Ontology annotation, molecular function: oxidoreductase activity, acting on CH-OH group of donors; flavin adenine dinucleotide binding. The record is from RefSeq and is a predicted model, not a curated record. The transcript is spliced from 12 exons. NCBI's taxonomy places the organism in Eukaryota, Metazoa, Arthropoda, Insecta, Lepidoptera, Gelechiidae.
UUUUGUGAAGUCGGUUAGAAUUUUUAGUGCCUUUAUUGUGAUGUGAAAACCUAAAAAAACUACUGUCAGUAUAAUGGGCUCCUAGGGUCUGAAAUAGUACCUGGUGGUAUCUCUUGAAUUUGAUUUCAUGAACUGUUUCAUAUAAUGUGAUCAGAAAAAAUACUUAAUUUCUCCUGGAAAUGAUGCUAGAAUAAGUUUUUACCACGUUAAGCGACUGAACAGCUAACAUGAUUUUAGCACCUCAGGAGUGUGGUUGUCCACUAACCGACCCCGGCGGCCCGUCCAUCGUCGGCUCACCAGUCUGCAGCGGGUUCGCACUCUUCAUGGUGUUGGUAGAAGCCUUCCUCAAAGGCCGCUGCGACAUCGCCUCUCCAUGCCAGAGGGUCGAGAGCGUGAAGGAGGUGGAAGAGGAGUAUGACUUCAUAGUCGUCGGGGCCGGACCUGCUGGGUCGAUUGUAGCUUCGAGGUUGAGUGAAGUCCGGAAUUUUAGCGUGUUACUUUUAGAAGCUGGUAUAGAAGAACCGAUAGGAGCGAAAGUACCGUCAUUCUACCGUGCAUUCUGGGGCAAUGAGGAUCUCGACUGGCGCUAUCGGACUGUUCCGGAGAACUACUGCCUCGACCAGAAGGGGAAAGGUUGCAAUUGGCCUAGAGGGAAAGUCGUUGGGGGCUGUAACGUCCUGAACGGUCUGAUGUAUCACCGAGGCCACGCAGCCGACUAUGAGGAUUGGGUCAAAGCAGGUGCCACCGGUUGGUCCUGGGAGGAGAACAAGAAGUACUUUGACAUGACGGAGGGCAACAAGCAGAUCGGCACGCUGGUCAGCGAGGAAUACCACUCCAAAGACGGGCCCUUGCCUAUUCAGCAGUUCUCAUACCAACCACCCUUUCUCUACUCUCUUCUUGACGCAAUCAACGAGACUGGUAUCCCCAUCCUACGCGACAUGAACGAUCCUUCCACUCCUGAUGGCUUCAUGAUCGCACAGACUAUGAACCAGGACGGGCAACGCUACACGACAGCGCGAGCAUACCUAAAGCCGAAGUCAGAGCGACCCAACUUGAGCCUGAAGACACAAGCUCACGUGAGCAAAGUCCUCAUCGACAAAAAUAAACGCGCGUAUGGAGUGCAGUACAUUGACAAAGAUGGGAAGACGCAGACAGUGCGAGCUAAAAAAGAGGUGAUAUUAAGCGCAGGAGCCCUCAACAGUCCACACAUCCUGCUGCUGUCAGGAAUCGGUCCGAAGGAAGAGUUAGACAAGUUCAAGAUCCCUGUGGUGGCAGACUUGCCGGUUGGUAAGAACCUGCGGAACCACUACGGGAUCACCCUUUCCUUCAUCGCCAACAAGCUGGACAACACACAGGUCCUCGAUUGGUCCGUAUUCACGGAAUACAUGCUCACUCGAACUGGACCGAUGUCUUCUACUUCCAUUACACAGCUAACCGGCAUCCUAUAUUCGAGCUUAGCAGACAAGACGCGAAAGCAGCCGGACAUCCAGAUCUUCUUCAACGGUUUCUACGCAGAGUGCUCCAAAAACGGACGUAUUGAUGAACCAUUAGAUGCAGGGGAUUGCUAUAUACAUCGCAACAUUACCGCCAACGCUGCAGCGCUGCUCCCCCGCAGCGUGGGGUUCUUGACUCUGAACUCAACGGACCCGCUGAACCCCCCGCUCUUCUUCCCCGAGUAUUUCACCCACCCUGACGACCUCACCGUCAUCAAGGAUGGCGCCCGGUACCUGCAGAAGAUCUUCGAGUCUCCGACAAUGAAAGACAAGUUCGGCGUAGAGCUAGACCCCGAGUUCCUGUCACCCUGCAACAACACCGGCGAGGUCUGGUCUGAUCCUUGGCUGGAGUGCAUGGCGCGCACCUACACCGACCCCCAGAACCACCAGCUCGGCACCACCGCCAUUGGAGCCGUCGUCGACACGCAGUUGAGGGUCUACAAUGUUACUGGGUUGCGAGUAAUAGACGCAGGUUCGAUGCCGACCCAGCCGACUGGCAACCCUCAAGCUGCCAUCAUGGUGGUCGCGGAGAGAGGCGCCGUGCUUCUCAAGGAGGAGUGGGCGUAGACCUUCGCUGCUUCAGCAGUGGUCGAUGGACGUGGUGACAACAUAAUCAUCGUUACAAAUACCAAGGGUCUAAAAAGACCACAUUGAAACCAUUUCACCUAAAAAAAGCAACAUUGCGUUGUCUUGACACUGGUGCUGAUUCAUGUAUACACCAUCUAAGUUUAUUUUAAGUUAUACCUGUCAUCUUCUUAUUCGCCGAAAAGGAAAGGGACGUUUAAUCGACAGGCAUAAAACUUAUGGAACACACGUCAAUUUUAGGCAGAAAUUAAACCCUUCCAAAAUUGUAUAUUGGCCAAUAACCCGACUGAAUUAAGUUGCUGUCACGUAAAACGGAUUGCAUAUGAGCGAGAUGCCUAUUUUAUUCGCCCGGGUUACUGUUUAAUUUUAAAAUUAACAGUUGUCAAAAUGACGGGUAUAACUUAAAAUAAAAUGAGGUGUCUGCAGGAAUUGGGGCCAUUGCGCAUUUAACUUUUAUAGGCGCAUACUUAUGUAAAAUUGCAAAAUUGUUUUAUUUAGACGAAUUGCUUCAAUGUGGCCUUUUAGUCCCUCAGGGCUCAUUAAGAUGAAGUACGAGUUCAACUUUUAAUUAUAAUGAUUUCUUCUUGAUCAAACGGUGAAAACAGAAUAAGUAACUUAGUGACUGAAAGCAAAGCACCCUUAUCCCUAAGGAUAAGGUUCUUGGAAUUAAGACGAUUUCAACAUAACUUGAAAUAUCGGAUUUUUCUGUUUAUACGUGGUGCGAUGUUGUAGGCUCUGCAGUGUAGGACGAAUCAACAUAGACAUUGAAGUUUAUAAAUUGUUCACUCUAUGAGUUAUAUUAUUAGAUUCCAAUUUUAACUGUAUUACAAGCCAUCUACAGUAUCAUUAUUAUAGUCCCGCUUCGCAAUGCGUAUUUUUUUUUAUGUUUAGCGCCGUGUCGGGUGGGAGAAAUAAAGAUCGAUCUUUCUUUCAAUAGCUAUUCUCCAAUCCUAAUUGCGCUCUUAAUCGUUAUGCUUAUAAAAUUCAAUUAUAAUACUUAUAAUUUAAAAAAAAUAUCGGUCUUCUAAUAUAAGUAAGUAAUCCUAUUCUGCGGUUGGCCUCAACUUUAUCGUACUGUACUUCAGUUGUUCAAUAAAAAAAACAAGGAAGAUAAAUAAGGCUAAGUAUUAAAGGAAAUGAGUAGUAAAUAAAUAAUCAUAAAGAUAAUUUUGGAAGUAGCAUUAGGUUAGGCAACACCGAAUCAAAAUCCCUUAUCGCGCCUCAAAAUCUCUUCCGAAUCAUUCACAAAAAAGAGCUCCAUUUUUAUUUCUAAACUGAAACAUUAUUGAAAACUGAACACAAGUAUCUGUGCAUACUGCAUUGUUUAUAGAAUCGUUAUUUACUAUAAAGAUCUCAUUCAAAUUCAUCACGUAACGUCCAGAACAAACAAACCAAUUUUGUACGAUAAAUAUUUUACGGCGCGAAAGUGUGCGUUACUUAGUGUUAUUUACUUCUGGAUUCAGGAUAUUUUAAAGAAAGGCCAGGUCAAGAGUACUCUAAACAGCAGAGCCAAGAAGUCUUUGAUGAGAGUGGAAGAAGCGAAAGUGGUGUCAGGAUCGUAGUACAGUCAUGAGUAAUAUAAUGUACCCACUUUAGGACUCUGUCGCACUAACAUAUUUGACAUUUAGUGAGACUUACAGUUCAAUUUGUCAAAAAAGUUAAUGUGACAUGGUACCAAAGUGUAUACAUAUUAAUGCUCGCGACCGUACGUAGAAUUCGUGGUCUCUACCUACCCCCACGGUAAAUAACCGUGAUAUAUGUAGAUGUGUUAUUUACUAUACAAGUGUUGUCUUGGUUGCCUGCUCGGUCAUAAGUAUAUAUUAAGUCUGUAUACACACUAUACUUUGGUCCUUAACCCUUUCCGGGCAGAGACCAUGGGUCAUUGAUGGUUCAUAAUAGCUAGUAUGACACCUUGGAAUCCGAACGUCAUUAGAUGUUCUGUCCUUGAAAGUGUUAGAUAUACAGACUUAAUAUUGAUAAAUACAGAGCCGAGAAACGUGACAGGAGUAAGUUUCAUACAAAAUUCCUCGUCCGCUUAUGUCGCUUCCCUCCCUGGCACUGAGCAGCAUUAAGGAGAUGUGAUUUUCUACUUAGGUCUGAUAUGUAAAGUAUCACAACUAUUUAUUUCUCUCGUUCUUCGAAGUUUUAAUUACCAUCUUAAUGAUGCCCUGGCGAUAUUUUAGCGACCAAAGCGCCCCUAUGAGCUUAUACAGGAAUAUUGUAAUUUAUAAUAUUAUAUAUUAAAAUAUUAUGAUUAAAUAUAAUUUAUGACGUGUGUUGCUAAUGAGCAACAGGCUAUGUGUUGUGAUAAAUCGUCUGUUUUAUUAUAAGUAUUUUUCUAUUUUUCCUAGUAAAUUCGACUUUGUAUUUUUUAUAAGUGUAUUUUUAUAGCACACCAUACGGCUCAUAAUUUUUUUUAUUUUUUUACUGCAAGUUUUCUUCUGAUUACUUAAAGGCCUGUGGAGUUCUGCCCACCCCAUCCGGGAACACGGGCGUGAGUUUUUUGUACGUAUUAUGGGAAAUAUGUAAUAGUAUGCAAUAAAUGAAUGGAAUGUAAACAAUUAAUGUUCACUGUAGUGUUUCUGCUCAUCUAGCAUUUACGUGUCUAACAAUAAUUUUAAUGUAAAUAUCGUGACCAGUGUAUGUAAGUAUAUGUAAGUAAUAUUAUUCGCAAUGCGAAUACUGAUACAGGUAUAUGAUACAAUAUAAA